AUGUCCCUGAGCCCGAAACACUCCACACCCUUUUCCGUGAGUGACAUCCUGAGCCCGCUGGAGGAAAGCUGCUUCAAGAAACUAGCGUGUAUGGAGGCUUCAUACCGGCAAAACACUGCGGUCCAUCCGGUGGGCUCUCAGCACAGCGGCCAGCACCAUCAGCACCAGCAUCACCACAAUCAUCAUCACCAGCAGCAGCAGCACGGACUGAACCACGGAGCUUAUCAUGUAGCACACGGAGUAUCACAGUUCCCACAUGCAGCCGUGGCGGCCGGUUACUGUAACGGGAGUCUCGGCGGGGUGGCAGAGUUGCCAACCUAUCAGGAAAGUGUGAGGAACCAAGCCGCCACCGCCGCCUGGUACAGUGCCAACCCAGAACCGCGUUACGCUACACUUCCCAGGUUUAUGGGCUCCUCGGCUGCUAUGAACAUGGGCGCGCUGGCCGGAAUGGACGCCAAAUCCAUGGUGACUCUGCACGCGGCGCCGCGCAGGAAGCGUCGCGUGCUCUUCUCUCAGGCGCAGGUGUACGAGCUCGAGCGCAGGUUUAAGCAGCAGCGCUACCUGUCCGCACCUGAGCGCGAGCACCUGGCCAGCAUGAUCCACCUGAGCCCGAAUCAGGUGAAGAUCUGGUUUCAGAACCACCGAUACAAGAUGAAGCGGCAGGCCAAGGACAAAGCGACGCGCGAGCCACAAAUCCAGCAGCAGCAGCAGGACGGAGGAAGCUCGUGCCCACCGCAGGCAUCAUCACCGAGGCGCGUGAGCGUCCCAGUACUGGUUAAAGACGGUAAACCUUAUCAGAACGGAACCAGCACUCCCAGUUCAAACCACGGCAUGGGCGCACAAACAGUGGAGUCUUUAGCGUCCGCAACAGAAGAACUGGAUGAUAUGACACCGAGUCCGCCCGCGCUCCACGGUGCUCACGUGACCGGACUGUCUCACUUGGACUCUGGCCUGCUGGAGUACAACAUACCGGGAUCGAACCUGCUGUACGGCAGGACUUGGUAAAAUCAUUUUUGUGCAAAAAACAGCCUCAAAAAC
This is a messenger RNA of Trichomycterus rosablanca, 1038 nucleotides long. RefSeq names its product NK2 homeobox 4b (gene nkx2.4b). Lineage: Eukaryota; Metazoa; Chordata; Actinopteri; Siluriformes; Trichomycteridae. Gene Ontology annotation, biological process: regulation of transcription by RNA polymerase II; cell differentiation. The transcript is spliced from 2 exons. Gene Ontology annotation, molecular function: DNA-binding transcription factor activity, RNA polymerase II-specific; RNA polymerase II cis-regulatory region sequence-specific DNA binding. Gene Ontology annotation, cellular component: nucleus. The record is from RefSeq and is a predicted model, not a curated record. Bases 1 to 1005 code for a protein of 334 amino acids.